Messenger RNA from Hypanus sabinus (Atlantic stingray), 4110 nucleotides. It is a transcript of the gene pibf1, whose product is annotated as progesterone immunomodulatory binding factor 1. The transcript is spliced from 19 exons. The record is from RefSeq and is a predicted model, not a curated record. Gene Ontology annotation, biological process: cilium assembly. NCBI's taxonomy places the organism in Eukaryota, Metazoa, Chordata, Chondrichthyes, Myliobatiformes, Dasyatidae. Bases 269 to 2518 code for a protein of 749 amino acids. Gene Ontology annotation, cellular component: centriolar satellite.
UCUGUGUCUGGUGACGGUUAUCGGGGUUCUGUUGGUGGCGGGCGAGCCCUGGCGUCCGGCGGCAUUUUCAAUUUGGAGUAGUUGGCAAGGGCUGAGCUUCGGCUGUGUGCUCGAAAUGUGUCGUUUUGCAAUGUGGGGGAAAAAGGAGCAAGCACGUGCAGUCACAGGGUGAAUUUACUAAACUUGUAGACAGCGGUGGAAAUUGAACCCCAAUCUUCUGAAAGCUGAAUCCAGCACCUUCAUCCUGUACGUUAUCCAGAGGAAAACCAUGUCUCGAAAGAAGAGUAAAGAUGAGAACAAAGCCCAUGUAUCCAGCUCCUUUGAGUCUGAGGAUAUUAGUUUGGAAACAACCGUGCCAACAGAUGAUGUAUCUUCAUCAGAAGAGAGAGAAGCUUCAACCAAAGUCACGAAGCAACUCAUUGAGAGGAAGGAGCUUCUUCACAACUUACAGCUGUUGAAGAUUGAGUUAUCACAAAAAAAUUUGGUGAUUGACAACCUGAAAGUAGAAUAUCUCACAAAAAUAGAAGAUUUGGAGGAACGAUUGAACGAUUCUCUUCACCAGAAACAAUUAUUACAAGUCCGUUUGGAAAAUCAACUGAAAGUUCAGCAGGAUGAUGCCAGAAGACGCCAUGAUCUAAGAAAGCAAGAAAUGGAGAGUAUUUUGGAAAGGCAGAAACAACUUGAACAGACAAAUCAGCAGCUGCAGGAACGAGCAGGUGACAUUCGCCGCAGUUUACGAGAUUUGGAUCUCACUGAAGAUCAGUACAUGGAAUUAAAAGCUAGACCUGAAGAUCAGCUUUCCAUCCCAGAAUAUGUAUCUGUAAGAUUCUAUGAAGUAGUCCGACCGUUGCGAGAAGAGAUUGAAGAGCUUCGACAGAAGAAAGCUAGCCUUUGGGAAGAGAGAAACGGUCAGAAAAACCAGCUGAAUAGCUUGAUGGAGAACUAUGAAUCUGAAAGGAAAACUCGCUCUGAUCUGGAAGUCCGUUGUCAGCGCCUUGUAUUGGAACUAGCUGACACCAAACAACUUAUCCAGCAGUCAGACUAUAAGAGGGAGCAUUAUGAUCAUGUAAAGCGAGAGAGAGAUGCACUUGAUAAGGAGGCUUCAGAGCUCAGAAAAAGGCUGGAAUUACUUGAAAUCACACACAAAGCACAAACUAAGGAGAAAAAUGAUUUAUCCAAAGAGGCAGCAGCAAUGCAGCAAUCGAUUAGCUUGCUGCAAAAAGAUAAAGAAUACUUGAAUCGUCAAAAUAUGGAACUAAACAUUCGGUGUGCUCAUGAAGAGGACUGUAUAGAACGCCUCCAAACUCAUCUUGAGGAGGCAAAGCGAGCUAGAGAAGAAAUGUAUGAAAAAUAUGUGGUUUCAAGAGACCAUUACAAAAAUGAAUAUGAAGACAAACUUCGACAUGAAUUGGAACAGAUUCGAAUAAAAACAGACCAGGAAAUCGAACAUCUUCGAAGUAGCUCCAAAGAAAUGUAUGAAAGGGAAAACAGAAAUUUAAGAGAAGCAAGGGACAAUGCAAUUGCAGAAAAGGAAAGAGCAACUGAAGCAGAAAAGGAUGCCCAAGCAAAAUAUGACCAGCUUCUAGAACAGUUUAGGCAACUGCAGGUCAACACAGAUAGCCGUGUCUCUGAAUUCAUGAAUCAGACAAAGAUAAAAAUGUUUGAAGCAGAGCGAGCUCAGUUGGUACAAGAGGAAACAGCCAAGAAUUUCAAGCAGUGCCAGAUGGAAUGUGAUAAAUACCAGAAGAAACUUGAGGUUUUAACAAAAGAAUUUUACAAACUGCAAGCAUCAGCAGACAAGCAUACCACUGAGCUUCAGACUCAAAACUCCGAGCUUCAAGCUCGACUGGAGACUUAUGAGAAACUGGAACAGGAGCUGGAUGGUGUUAUAAUGCAAUCAGCUGAAAUGGAAAAUGAUGAUGAUGCUGAACGCGUUCUUUUCUCUUACGGUUACGGUGCUAAUGUUCCCACAACAGCAAAACGCCGCCUGAAACAAAGUGUUCAUCUUGCAAGGAGAUUGUUACAGAUAGAAAAACAAAAUUCACUACUCCGUAAAGAUCUUGACGGUCACAAGCUUCGUGCUGACGAAUUAAGUCAAGAGCUUGCAAAUGCAAAAUCUCUACUUGGUCAAGCUCAGCAGCCUUACAGCUACCUUAUUGAGACUGUUCAACAAAGAGACGCUCAGAUCCAGACAUACAAACAACAGAUUUCACAACUGGAGGAUGAAAUCUGUCAGUUAAAAAAAGAAAAAACAGCUUUACUUCGCCUGAAGAACCAAAUGUCAGCCGAUCUGGAGAGACUCUUAAAUCAGAGAGAGGAAUUGGCAGUAAUGAAGCAGGUUGUGAUAAAUUUGCGUAACAAACAGAGUGACAGUGGUUUGCCAGGCACCCAGCAUGAAGACAAAACCAAUCCUGUUCCAUACACAUCAAAAUCAUCUCUCAGUGUUCCUCCAGAUGAGGAUGAAAACGUCUACAAACCAAAACCAACAUUGUUUAUGGCCACUCAUAAUCGAGGAUGACUUGCUUCCAGUCCCAUGGGUUCUGAGGUAACUGAUGGAUUUCCUACUGCAGCAAAACUUUUCACAGAAACAUUUUAAGCAUCAAGGCCAUGAAAUUUAAUUAUACACUGUAUAUGGCUGCUGUAGGGAAAUUGAAAAUCAUCUCUGGUGUAAAAGAGAAAGAGAAUUGGAAAACAGUCUGAUAAAGAACCUUAGAACAAAAAGUCAACGAAGUCCUUUGAGAAUUGCACUGCAACAAGUAGUGAUAAUCAAAAGCAAAAUACGAGAGAAAGAACUAUUUCUUCUUCGCCCAAGCUAAAAUAUUAUUGUAUCAUGACUAUAAAAGACAAUGCUACAUGGGCUGCUAUGUAGAGCAAAUUCAAUUGUCAAAGAUAUGUCCAAGAACUGUGGAGUUGUGUGGGCUUUAAUAUCAUUUCAGCUCUGCAUAAUUUUAGAUGAAUGUCUUCCCCUUCUAAGGCUGAGAGGGUUAAAAUGAUACAAUUUUAUUGUACAGUUUCAAACAUUUACUUCAUUUGGAAAAUCACUGACAUAAGUGAAUAAACUCUUCUUGGGCUUCCAGCCAGAUACAGGUAUCGAUUUUAACCGAUGUUUCAAUGACAAAUUUUGCCAUCUUCAUCAGGGAUGAUACCUGGGCAUGUCUAAUCUGGUGGUAUUUAUACCCCUGUCAUCCAUCCUACCUGACUGGUUAGUCCUCAUCCAAUCAGGUUUCCUCUGUCAGAUGACGGGGGUAUGAAUACCACUGCUCUAGGCAUGCCCAGGCAUCAUCCCCGAUGAAGAUGGCAGCGUCAUUGAAAAGUCAGUUAAUAUUGAUGCCUGUACCCAGCUGGAAGCCUGAAAAGAGCAUAUUCAUCAUAUAAGCCGGGAAAGCACUCAAUCCUCUUCCACUGACCAUAAACAUUAUCUCUGUCUCAUAGGUGAUGUCCGACCUAUUAAGUAUAUGAUGAAUUUCUACUUUUAUUAGAGUAAUAGCCACUUGCAUUCACAAAACAUUUAAAUUGUUCUUUCUGGGGGGAUGUCAGUUUGCCAUGAAAUGACCUAAGGCUUACAGGUCCAUUGACACUGCUUAGCCAAACAGGAUUCUGUAGGCUGAGAACUGUGUGUACAUUCUUUUCUCUAAGGGCUAGAAAGCUAGGAAAAGCUAGCCAUUCUCCUUCCUCACAUUUUUGCUUAUUUGAAGUAUGAAUCUCAAAGUGAAAGGAGCGUGUCAAAUACUUAAUGUUCUAUAUAUUUAGACUGUUUGUCACAUUCAAAUAAUGGAGGUUUGCCAAUCUGUGACACAUAGCUCACUGUAGUGUGUUAACUGUGAAUUGUUGCAUACUGUUAAGAUUCACAAAUUAUUAAUGCACUUAAAUUCAUUAAAACCUGCAAUUUAAUUCCUGAUUAAUUUCUGGUGAAUAUGAUUCCCAAAUAAAGCUAAAAAUGUUAAAAUUAUACUAUUUUUAUUAUGGAGCUUCACAUGUUAACUGAGGGUGUUGCCUGCUUCUUAGAAUGCAAUGGAACAGCAAAAUUCAUAACAGUCCAAACAAAAGGACACAUUUACUUUCUGGCUUCAUUGUACCAGUGUGUAAAAUAAAAUAAAAUAUUUAUUCCUU